UGUGCAGAAACAACUAUUAAAAAUUUAAUAAAUAAUAACAAUUCAUUUGUAACGAUGCAGUUUAACUUAAUAGUUUUUACAUAUUAUUGCAGUUUGGUAUUUUUGUUGGGAAUCGUAAGUUCAUCAGAGGCAGGUGAUGAAAACCUUCAAUAUUUUGGGGCACCAGAACAAAAGCCACAUACUGAUGAAUUAGCCGAUCUAUCUUACGGAAACAGCUUUCUAGACGACCGAAAUAAACGACGUGCUAGUAAUGUAUUUGCCAAUUCACUUGCCAAAGCUGGUUCAAAUUCUGGUGAAUUAUUAUCAAAUGGCUAUUUGUAUGGUAGACCAUCAUCAGCAUCUGCCAAUACCCAAGCGUAUGCAAAUAAUUAUGGUGAUGUCUACGGGGGUAGUGGAUCAUCUGCAAAUGCUCAAGCUUCUGCUUUAUCAAAUGGCUACGGAUACUCUCCAAAAGUUUCUAUCGUUAGACAACCCGUAAUUACAUCUGUUGUACGUACUCCACCUUCUGUCACAGUGAUUCCAUAUACGGUUGGCGGAGGUGGGUACUCAUCUGCAAGCUCCGACGCUUCAUCUAGUUCAUAUGGAUCAUCAUCCAGCUCAAAUUCUUUAGCACAAGGCGAAUCUUAUGGUUUGAAUGGUGUUGAUUUAGGAUCACUAUGGUCUGGUUUUGAAACGCCAGUCUCAUAUAACUAUGGUAAUGCAUUGGGAAAUGCUAACAGUUACGGCUACGAAAGAUUAAGCUCGAGUAGUGCAAUUUCUAAAGCUCUUGCAUCUUCACAAGGUUAUCAACAAGGCUAUUCAGUACCGUCUUAUAUACCUGCUCCAAGAUAUGUAUCCGCUCCAAUACCUUUUAUGGUGUCUCCUUCAGUAGCUAAUAGCUAUGCAGGAGCAAAUAGCUAUGCAGGUGGAAAUGGAUAUGGUUCAGCAGGCGCUAAUGCUGAGGCAUCUGCUUUCGGAAAUACGCUUAGUAGUAUUCUAGGCAGUAUGGGUAUAGGAAAUUGGGAAGUAUAUGGGGCACCUACUCCAUCAAGUUCAUAUGCCGCUGCUGAUGCUGCAGUUAAUGGAUAUGGAGAUGCUCAAGCCAAAGCUAUUGCACAAACACUAGGGCGACGAUUUUUAGGAGGAAGUUUCGCAAACUCUGACGCAAAUGCAUACUCAAAUUCCAUAAACCCGUAUGUAAAACCAGUCUAUCAAUCAGCCUAUCCAACAGUCAAUCCAUCCGUUUAUCCAUCAGUCUAUCCUUCGGUCUAUCCUCAAGUCUAUCCGUCGGUUUAUCCAAAAAUUAAUUCAUAUCAAGUAUAUCGUCCCAGACCUGUAUACCCCGUGGUUGAUAACGCUUAUCCCGUUUUACCCAGCAUAUUAGCUCCAAGAAAGCCAAAAAUAAUUUUAAAUGCUGAUGCCGUUGCCCAAAAAGAUGGUACUUUGAAAGCAGUAAUUGAAGCUAUACUAGAAGCCAGAAGAAGAUCUGAAAAUCCUGCCCAAAAUUGAGAUCAUGACGUUGUGAUAACUAAAUGAAUUUUAUUAUUUAUUUUUCUAUAAGAUUGAAUACAAAAAGAUAUUUAAUAAAUUAAAUAUU
Chrysoperla carnea is the source of this 1576-nucleotide messenger RNA. Its product is annotated as probable ATP-dependent RNA helicase ddx17. The record is from RefSeq and is a predicted model, not a curated record. The transcript has 2 exons. NCBI's taxonomy places the organism in Eukaryota, Metazoa, Arthropoda, Insecta, Neuroptera, Chrysopidae. Bases 55 to 1488 code for a protein of 477 amino acids.